AUGUUAGUAUUGAAAAACAUGUUCCUUGACAAAAUAAAACCAACUACAGAAAUAAACGACGCAAGACUGAAAGAUUGGGUAAAAGCUUUCCCAUUCACAAAAGAUAUAGUUGGUAACAUGGAAAGAAAACCAGAAUGGCUACAAAAACAUAUAUUUGGAAACGAGCUUAUUCCAUAUGGACAGGCACUGUUUGAAGCGCUUGAACCGGAAACUCAGGAAAGAGUCAUGCAAACAAUACGCGAAGACUCAAAUACAGACUAUGACAAACUCUUUCUAGGAUAUAGGUUACCUGAGAUGGGCGACCAGAGCCAAAAGGCAAAAAGGACAUGGGAAAUUUGCAACAUACUAGAUGAACAUAAUGCAAAGAUGCAACAACUUCAAGCAGAGGGCAAUGAAGGAAAAAGAAGAGUUAAAAACUCAGUCAGGAAGAAAGUAAAGCUUGGUCGGAGUGGGUUCUAUUAUGACAUAUAA
This is a messenger RNA of Trichomonas vaginalis G3, 471 nucleotides long. RefSeq names its product protein of unknown function, DUF4106 family. The record is from RefSeq and is a predicted model, not a curated record. The coding region runs from base 1 to 471 and encodes 156 amino acids. Lineage: Eukaryota; Parabasalia; Trichomonadida; Trichomonadidae. The transcript has a single exon.